Molecule: messenger RNA, 870 nt
Organism: Penicillium samsonianum
Lineage: Eukaryota; Fungi; Ascomycota; Eurotiomycetes; Eurotiales; Aspergillaceae
Product: general transcription factor IIH subunit TFB6 family
Exons: 2
Coding region: 1-870 (289 amino acids)
Cellular component (GO): transcription factor TFIIH holo complex
Source: RefSeq, a predicted model, not a curated record
AUGUCCCCCGCCUCAAUCCAAAAUGAGCAAGACAGCGACUCCGACUCAGAUGUCGAGUUCGAGGAUGUCCCAAUUUCCCUGCCAACCAGAUCCAGAAACAUGGAAGAUACAGAAAUCGCGAUAACUAUCCCCUCAGCCCCGCAACCACAAUGGACUCCAACUCUAUCACUUCCGCAACAGCGAAGUCACCCCAUCCCCUCGGGCUCCGAGGAAGAAAUCCAGCUCCGAGGCCAAAUCAGCACCGGCAUAGAGAGAGUCACGUACCGUAAAAUGAAAUCCGACAUGGGCAUGGACGCACCGGGUACACCCGCUUCGGCACGCAGAUACGAGAGCUUCAAAGAGCUUGCUGCGGAUGUGGAGGGUCUUAUUGAUACGCUUUGGGUGUCGGCAACACCGGCAAUCCAAACCGAAUCCCUUAUAACCCUAGCAGGCCUAACCCAAACCUCCCUCCCAUCCUUCCCCUUCGAAGCCCCACCAACCCUAAACAUCCUCCACAAGCUCGACUCCAUUUUCGCCGCACUGUGUACAAGCACACACCCACUCACCGGCGCCGUUCUACCAGGCGCACAGCCGGGCCAGUCUCUCGUGACGGAGACGCAAAAAGUGCGGAUCCGAAGUUUGGCGGAGAGGACUAGAUAUCAAGUUUUUUCUUGUUUGGCGAAGUCGAACAAGAGUGUUAAUGCUGCUGCUACUGUUAGUGCUAAUGGAUAUGGAUAUGGGGAUGGGGAUGACGAGGACGAGGAUAGUGGUGAUGAGGUUGAUGAGCCGUGGAUGUUGGAGGCUGCGCGGGUUUAUGAGAAGAGUCUUAUGUUGGUUGCGGAGCAGGAUCCGGAGGAUGAGGCUGGGAUGGAUGAGUUUAAUUGUUUAUAA